This is a messenger RNA of Salvelinus namaycush (lake trout), 1245 nucleotides long. It is a transcript of the gene kcnk12, whose product is annotated as potassium channel, subfamily K, member 12. The transcript has 4 exons. Gene Ontology annotation, cellular component: membrane. Bases 1 to 1245 code for a protein of 414 amino acids. Gene Ontology annotation, molecular function: potassium ion leak channel activity. The record is from RefSeq and is a predicted model, not a curated record. Lineage: Eukaryota; Metazoa; Chordata; Actinopteri; Salmoniformes; Salmonidae. Gene Ontology annotation, biological process: stabilization of membrane potential; potassium ion transmembrane transport.
AUGCCUGGCCAGCGACUGCAAGGCUGCGGCUCCCUCCACAUAAACGAAGACAACGGCCGCUUCUUGCUGCUCGCGGUCUUGAUUAUUCUGUAUCUGCUGUGCGGUGCCGCAGUGUUUUCCGUUAUAGAGCGGCCUUCGGAGGUGCAGGCGCAUGACAGAUGGAACAGGACACUUUUCAACUUCAGCGAGACGUUCAACAUCAGCUUGGAGGAUCUGAACUCUUUUCUACGGGAGUACGAGACAGCUAUUGCCGCGGGGAUCCGAGCUGACGCUCUCAGGCCGCGAUGGGAUUUUACAGGGGCUUUUUACUUUGUUGGGACUGUGGUGUCAACUAUUGGUUUCGGGAUGUCCACUCCGGUGACGGUAGCAGGGAAGGUGUUCCUGAUCUUCUAUGGUCUCCUUGGCUGCGCCGCCACCAUCUUGUUCUUUAACCUCUUCCUGGAACGCAUUAUCACCCUCCUGGCCGUGGUCAUGAAGGCCGUGAGGGAACGGCGCAUCCGGAACUCCGGCCUCCUCCCGCCGGGUAUCCGCCAUGACUUCUCGGCGUGUUCUUUCCCGGGGUGGAAGCCGUCUGUCUACCACGUCAUGUUGAUCCUGGGGCUGUCUGCCAUCAUCAUCUCCUGCUGCGCCUCAGCCAUGUACACCCCUGUGGAGGGAUGGGCCUACCUGGACUCACUCUACUUCUGUUUCGUCACAUUUAGCACCAUUGGCUUUGGGGACCUGGUGUCAAGCCAGAGAGCGGACUAUGAGUACCAGCCGCUGUACCGUCUGGCUAACUGCCUGUUCAUCCUCAUGGGCGUGUGCUGCAUCUACUCUCUGUUCAACGUCAUCUCCAUCGUCAUCAAACAGGUGCUCAACUGGAUGCUUCAGAACCUGUGCUGCCAGCGGUGCAACAUCAGGUCAAACUCUUUCCCGUUGGGACGCCGCAACGCCAUCCGGCCCGGGUCGAGAAUCCGUAAGGGCCGCUUCGGAAUCAGACGCCCACCGGACUCUGGGGAUUCGGGACCCUGCGACAGCGACACGGAGGGGGGAGGACGCAGACUCUCUGGAGAGAUGAUUUCAAUGAAGGACCUGACGGCCUCGAAUAAGGUCUCACUGGCACUCAUGCAGAAGCAGUUAUCAGAGUCCGCUAACGGUUAUCCCAGGACGGUGUGUGGUGGCUCGAGACAUAACGGGUUCUCUGGAGGAGUGGGCGCUCUGGGGAUCAUGAACAACAGACUGGCAGAGACCAGCAACUCCAGGUAG